AUGGUUGGAUCGAGGUCAUGGCUUGGGGGAUUCUUUAACCGUGCGGGUUAUAGACGCCAUGGGGUUGGUGAAAAGUUUCUUGAUUAUGUUUUGACUCCUCUUCAGGUGAGUUGAUCUCCUCCUGCUGCCCGCGUCCUACAAGCUCGGUUUUUUCCUCGCUCGAGGGCUUUUCUCAUGCUACGCAUGCAUUUUCAAUGACACUAAGUAAGCAUGGCCAUGGUUGCCCUUACUUAUUGAAUCAUGUUUUUUGUGUACUUCCUGGAAAAGUUAUCUCACCAACUGACUCUAUUUUAUUCUCCGCAUCUUGUUCUUUGGAAUGUGGUGUUACUUUUUCUGUCCUUAUCUGCUAGUCAGUUCUUAUAAUGUUUCAAUGCUUUACGAAAGGACCAUAAAUGUUGAAAGGUUGUAAAAACUCAUUGAGUACUGAUUUUUUUUCCUCCUAAAGGUGAAUCAUUUUAUAUAUCGCUUAAAGGGCACCUAGAGCUGGGUGUAAAACCCUUUUAUGAGUAGAAGACCAUGGGCAAUACGGAGUACGUUUUUCUACCGUUGGUUUAAUGCCACUGGAUCAUCCCUUAGCUGUUUGAUAAAAUAACUCAUUUUCCACUUGUUUUGCCUUGGUCAACGAUUACUUUAUGAACCACAUCUUUCGCUAAUGUUAUCAAUAGAAACUCUGCUUCUCUAGUAUUAUUCUGACUUUUCUUUUUAAAUUGUGCGAAGCUUGCUUGUUCUUAUUUGAGAUUCUUUAUUUGAAUAUUGAGAUAAGAGUAACCCAUUAAGCAACGUUUAGUAAUUUCCUUGUCACUUGUGAUGGAUCACGAAGAAUCUUCUACCCUUUGAACUCGAGUCAGUUAAUUGUCAAACCAACUAGAUGUAACUAACGGCCCUGUAAAUGCAGUAGAGGCCUGAAAUCUACAUUUAUGCGAUUUGAAUUGCUUAGGCUAGAGCAUGUGGCCUACAGUUGAUCCACCACACAACGGGCUUUGUUGGUUUUUUUUUUUUUUUUUUUUUUGUUCUUCAGAAAAGGUAUACAUGUAUCCAAAACCAUGACUUCCACGUUUUGUUAUCGUUUUCAUGGGCUUUCUAUACUCACAUGAAAACAAACUUUGCGAAAAAAGUACCUAAAUUUUUUCUGAUUUUGAAAUAGCUGAGUUUAGAAUCUCAGCAUCACCAUAAUCAAGCUGUCCAAAUUUCUCAAUAUGGCUUUUUGCCGAGGACCAAUUCUGUCUUCUUUGAGGAAAGCUUUGCUUCACACGUAACUAAUUGAAAGCCUUCAGUUGCAGUAUGACAGGAAGGCUCUUCUGGCAGUGUCAACAUUGGCCAGUUUUCUUAAAUAUAAUUGAAUAAAAUACGAUGUUUUUUUUUGGUUUAAUAAUUCCCCACAGGCGCCCUAAAUCAUCUCAUAAAUGACUACUGAUGACCUUUUUGUCUUUCUUAAUUGUUUUUAGGAACAGAGGUUACAAAGGCUCAAAGAUAGAUUGCAAGUAUCAUUUGAUGAAACACGACCUGAUCAUCAAGUAUAUGUCCAUCUCUUCUCCAGGUUCAUUCAUUUUUCAAAUACAUUACUGUGCCAGUUUGAUGGACAGUUCCUGCAAAUUUUCCUGAUGCAAGUCAUGAUUUCAGUGGGGAUUGCAAUCUAUAUAAAAUAUCGUUGGACAGAAUAAAUGAAACCCAUGCAUUGUAAAAUCCGUUGAGUGGCAUAUUAAAACUGCUGAAAUCAUAUUUGAAUCUGGUUUUAAGGGACAUGGAAGGAAUAACAGGGGUGGGGGUCAUAUGUGGAUUUUCCAUGGUUCAUCUGAAAAUCAACUAUAUUUAUGUGUAUGCUUAUGUGCCAAAAUUCUAUUUAUUUCAGUAACCUCUUUUAUUAUUGAUCACUUUUUUUCUGAUCUUAGAUUUGCAACGUAUUAAGAUGAUUCAUAAUUGACAUUAAUUUCCUAUAAAUCAGAUUUUUUUUUGGUUGUAUGCAAUUUCUGUUCAUUCAUGCUUUGGUUUUUUGAUGGCAGAGAAAAAUAAUAUUUGGCAUCAACAUCCUUUCUAUGUACUCUUUCAUUUCAAAAAAAAAAUUGCAAAUUCUUUUCUUGUAUGGGCAGGAUGCUCUUAAAGCGUUGUGGAGAGUUUCCUUUCCUGGUACUGAUCUUAUAGGCCUGGUCUCUGACCAAUGGAAGGAUAUGGGUUGGCAGGGUCCUAACCCAUCUACCGAUUUUAGGUAUUCCCCAUCCACUGAUUUCACUCUACCAUUCGUUCUGGUUGAACCAUGAUAUGCUGGGAUUGAUAACAGUCGUGCUACAUCAAAGCCUACUGUUUCUAUCUUGUUCUGAUCGACUGUUAUUUGAAAUAUUCAAUUAAUGGGAAGAACUCAAAGGAAAAAGGAUGACGGAAAAUAAGAGGCCAUCAGAAGAAACGGAUUUGCUCUUCCAUUCUUAUUGGGGAUAUUGGCUAAGAGGCUGCAACCUUGUUUUGGACAGAAAUGAAUGUAUGCUAUUUGUUGGUUCUCUGAUGGCUGAAAUUGUUUAAGUGGGACUACGGAGAAAAAGGGUUGGCAAGAGUUCUAAGUUCGAAGCCAAAGCUACAUCUCCAAGUCAGUACAGAGGAAAACACUAGGCUUACAAUGGUGCUCUAUUCAUCUAAGCAAUGAGUUAGGCAUAAAUCUCAUGUGGAAUUGCAGCGGGUUCCUAAAGAUCUGUUGCUCGAUUUUAUAACAUGAGGAUUUCAUUUGCUCAGGAAUAUCCCCACCGAAGGUCUUAAUGGAAUGAACCUACAAACAGUAAUGCUAAUAAAUAACAACAGUCAUUUAACAGUUAGCUGAUAUCGUAUCUAGAAAUGACGUGUGAAUAAUCCAUGUGAAGCUAAAGUGCCCAUGGCCCCACCAUCUCUCGAUCUCCAUAGGAAUAAUGAGUAUGUUUUAAUGAAUUCUUAAUCUAUUAGAUGUUUGAUAGGAGGUGGUCAUUCUAUAACAUCCGUCUUUAAUCUUAGGGGCUGUGGAUUUGUCUCACUGGAGAACCUCCUAUUUCUUGCGAGGACAUACCCGGUAUGAAGGUCAAAACUUAUCUCUGCAGGGACACGUGUUCACUCCCACGAAUGGUCUCUCUUGAUAUAUUUGAUUGCUUGUUCUUCUCUGAAACUCCAAGUGAAGGCUUCCUACCGAAGACUACUGUUCAAGCAAGGUGGUGUUCGAGCCACUUGGGAGUACCCAUUUGCGGUUGCAGGCAUCAAUGUUUCCUUCAUGCUGAUUCAGAUGUUGGAUCUGUACUCUGGUGCGUAAUUUGAAGGCACAGUGCGUCAAGAGAUGCUCACGUUCUGUUAUCAGUCUGCUGAAUAUUAUCUUGUUGCCAUUGACAGUGAGACCCAAAUCUCCGCCGGGACUCAACUUCAUAAGGAUUCUGUCUGGUUAGUCAACACUUGGGAUUUUUGAGGGUAAAUUGAGAGAAUGAAUGGAGCUGAUUCUAAAAAUAUGCUCUCCACCACGAUCGUACGUCAUUCUGGUUGCAGAAGAUGAAGAAGCCUUUGAUGUGCUGUACUGUAUAGCGUUUGAGAUGAUGGAUGCUCAAUGGCUUGCCCUCGGUGCUUCCUACAUGCAAUUCAAUGUAUUAGCCCGCCUACCUACCUUGGGGAAAAUAUUUAACAGUAUCGUCUUUCCCUCUAUGCAAUGCCAUUUUUACUUUCCUUUUCAGGAGGUGUUACUGGCGACCAGAACGCAAUUGGAGCGAGAACUCUGUUUGGAAGAUGUACGCAGAAUACAAGAUCUCCCAGCUUACAAUCUCCUCUACCAGUAA
Spirodela intermedia is the source of this 3770-nucleotide messenger RNA. NCBI's taxonomy places the organism in Eukaryota, Viridiplantae, Streptophyta, Magnoliopsida, Alismatales, Araceae. The record is from the annotation of a GenBank genome assembly.